Molecule: messenger RNA, 455 nt
Organism: Camellia sinensis
Lineage: Eukaryota; Viridiplantae; Streptophyta; Magnoliopsida; Ericales; Theaceae
Source: RefSeq, a predicted model, not a curated record
AUGGCCAGAUCCAAUUAAAGUCUUUUGCUGAAGAAAUGCAAGCUGUGAGUAAAGGUCUUGAAAAGGUUGAGCAAGAACUCACUGCUUCAGAGAAUGAUGGUGCCAUCUCUGCAGGCUUCCAAAAGGCCUUGAAGAAUUUCCUUGAUACUGCUGAAGCUGAAGUAAGGUCACUUAUCUCCUUGUACUCUGAAGUGGGAAGAAGUGCAGAUUCAUUGUCUCAGUAUUUUGGGGAGGAUCCAGCUAGGUGCCCUUUUGAACAAGGUUUGGUUUUAUUUAUGUACUUAAUUUUCUGUUGCUGUCAAGUAGGGAAGUUCACUACAUUUCUUUUGAUCUGCCACAAGGAUUAUGUUAGAGAUGUAUCUGUAUGUAGGUUUAGAUUAGAUGAUGGAAGUGAAAAUGCUAACAUAGUUCAUUGCAUAAGUCUAGCUAACUUGGUAAGAGCCAAAUUUCAUUGA